UCAAGCGAGCCUUUACCAACUCAAGUUGGUUGAGAGUUGCAAGAUUGUCAUUGUCCGAUUGGCAGGCCCCUCCUUGCAGGAAUCAUGGGGGCUUGUGCGUCAGGCAUCUGCAGUCCGGCAUCGCAAGCGAGCACCGCCCCAAAGAUGCCAAAGGUCCAGGAAUGCUCCAUCGCAGGCUAUGACUAUCCUGCGCAGAAGAAUGAGGAAGUGGCCUCCACGGUCGCUCCGGAGGAGCAACCAUCCAGGGAAGAGAGCCCCACUGCCGUUUCGGCCAUUUCUGAGCACGACUCCCAUGUGGAGGAGGAGCCAAAGGUGGAAGAAGCUCCGACUACCGUGGCCCCACCGGCACCGCCUAAGCCAGCACCGACCACGCCCAUCACCUUGGAGACACUGCAGGGCGACUGGGUGAACAGCAUGGGUGCAAAGAUCAUAGUGAAUGGAACGCAGGUUUCACUGAAUGGUUUGGUCAUGAAGGCGCACCCCAUCACCUUGAACGAGGAUGGCACUGUGAGCAGUGUGGGCAAGAUCUGGCAGCUGAACGGUUGGUUGGAAGACGAGCGUGUGGAAUUCAAGGAAGCCCCAAGCAAAGAGGUGAUGCAGCAUGCUCGGUCAGUCAUUUGGACCAAGGCAUCCUCCGAGCGAAUGGAGGCUUGGACUGAGCAGAUGAAGGGUCUUGGCUAUGCAGGCUCUUCCAGCAAUCCUUUGAACCGUGGUGUUGAGGGCUGCUGCCCCGGCACCUCUGAUGCACAUGCAAAGUUGGUGGAAGACAACGAAGACAAGGACAAGGCCGAGCUGAAGCUGCUCAACGACCUUAUUUCCAAGUGGCGCAUCGAUGGUGUCAGCCAGGUGCCUCCUCGAAAAGUUAUCCCGGACUUCAGCAACCGUGGUCACACUGGACUUUCCGUGGAGCACGUGCACUACUUGGCUACAAGCUUCAAAGAGAAAGGUUUCCAGAAGAGGAAGGGCAACGAAGGCCAUGACAUCCCUGUGCUGGUGUGCGAGUCGUCAGACAGCGAGCUGGGUCGCAAGUCCAUCGAAAACUGGCGCUCCAAGCUGGCCGAUGAGAAGGGCUUUGCACCCAAGGAGCACUAUGAGCGGCUUUUCGCGAAGAAGGAGCUCUACACAUCGCUGGGCAAUGGACACUUCAAUCAGGCUCUCAACCUAUUCUUCACUGAGAGUCCUAGCAUCUACAAUGACCAAAAGUACACCAUCAACAAUGAUCGCGACUUGAAGGAGGCCGUCUAUCAGGGUGUUGGCAGCAUUGUCCUCAAAGGAGAGAUUCCUCUUCGAGAUCGUGAGACCAUCAGCAAGCUCUUGAACUCCAAGAGGGAGUUCAAAUGGAAUGUGAACUCCGAUGGCAGCCUCAACAUCACCGAUGCAUAUGAGGAUACCACCACCUGCAAACAGUUUGAGGCCAUGAGCAAAGUCUUGGACGCUGUGGAGCUGAACUGCCUGGUGAGAUCCGAGCUCGGCGUCAAAGACAGCCACCGGAUCGGACAAUAAUCCCGACACCUGCGGCGCAGCAGGUUGGAUUUGUGAAGGCCACGCUGGCUUCCAUCAGUGGGGCUCGCGCGCUCUUCGCUGGUUCAGUUUUUCCUUUUGGCGCCGUGGGCCCGCCACCCUGGGGUUUGGCCUGUGCUCGAUUUUCCUGG
Molecule: messenger RNA, 1652 nt
Organism: Durusdinium trenchii
Lineage: Eukaryota; Dinophyceae; Suessiales; Symbiodiniaceae
Source: the annotation of a GenBank genome assembly